AUGCCAGGUUAUCAAUUCUACAACGCAACUUUGACCAUCUUACCAUCUUCGAUAAACUUUACGCAGUUUCAUAAAAUCAUUGCUACAAUGAACAAGGGUAAAAACAGAGAGCAGGAACAGGAGGGAGAUCAGAAGGGGGAUAACAAGGAAGAUCAGAAGGAAGCUCAAGAACCAGGUUUUCGUACCUGGAAUUAUGCAGCCGGAGAUCACAAAUCAUGGAGUACAGCGGAAGUAUAUUUUGCCACAAGUUUCGAAACAAGAUACAAGAAUUAUGGGGAACCCGAGUUGCCUGCUUAUAAAAUUGCCGCCGCAGUGGCAAAGUUGAUGAACUUUGUGGUCGACCAUGGAGGGUAUAUCAAUUCAACAAGACGCUAUACCAAUGCUUCCAUUUCGUAUAAACUUUACACCACACAAAGCCAUCCACGAGAGCUAUGCCUUGAGGAAUUUGCGGAUGCAACAUAUAAGUCUCAAUUACAGGAUUGGGUAGAGUACAUUGUGAACUGGGCUUUUUCGGAACUAGGUGGAAUUGGUAAUUUUGAAGAGCAUUCCGCUUUCAAAAGAAUUCGAAAGCCAAAUCCGCCUCCUCGCCUUCAAGCCCCUUCCGAAGUGACCGGUUACCCAGGUCCGAGGGCUACCGUUAAAGUAAAACAAACCGAUACACCCAUUCUUCAUGGCGAGUCAUCUAAAUCAGAAUAUUAUACCGAUGAACAAUUAAUCGCUUUGGAGCAAAAGCCAACCAGGGAACAAAAGCCAAUUAUGACUGGGCGUGAUAAAGAUGGCAAUCCCAUUAUGAGUCUGCCAGGACUCAUUUUGGCUGAGCGAGGUAUCGCUAGUUGCUCCGGCGGUCAAGCCCAACUUUCCCAAGAGUCCGCCUGGGGCAGCUCGGAAUAUAAAGCAAUUACCCGAGGGGUUGAAGAGAUCGGUUUGACUAGUGCUACAACUCAAGCCCUAUAUCCGUCAGGCGCCUCCACAUCCACUUCUGGUGCUGAAAUCCCGUAUUCGUGGUCCCGACAAACUGAAGAGCCCAUGGACGGGUUUGCAACUCAAUGGGAAUUCGCAAGGGGGAAAAAACAUCUAUAAUUCAGGUGGGGUACUGAAUGGGUAGAUAAUAGAGUUCGAAAAUACUACUGGAAAUAUUAUCCUGUAUGGCAGGAUUCGGAAAAUGCUAAGCAGGAAGGUGUCAUGCAAUGGUUGACAGCCCCUGAUGGACGGUUGUAUUAUCAAGCUGUAAAGAAGGUGAUAGGCGGAACCACCGAACAUUUCACUGACGUAAAAGAGUUGGACAGGCAAAAGAAGGCAGGGUUCGAACCGAACAAUUAUCGUGCACCUCCGAAGCGGGCUGAGAAUAAUGGCGAGGCUGAAGGUUCGAGUGAACAGCACAAGAAUAAAAGGGCAAAGCAUAAUUAG
Hymenoscyphus albidus is the source of this 1407-nucleotide messenger RNA. The record is from the annotation of a GenBank genome assembly. NCBI's taxonomy places the organism in Eukaryota, Fungi, Ascomycota, Leotiomycetes, Helotiales, Helotiaceae.